GCGACCUGACCCGGAAAAGGCAGCCUUCAGAGCCCCACGUGUUCGUGGAGCGUGGCGGAGAUGGAGAGUGAAAACGUCGCUGAAGCUAUGUCUCCGGGAGAGGCGACGAAGAGUGGCCCUCGGCCUGCCGACCGUCAUGGCCUGCUGAAGCACAGCCGCGAGUUCUUGGACUUUUUCUGGGACAUUGCAAAGCCGGAACAGGAGACGCGGCUUGAGGCCACGGAGAAGCUGCUGGAAUAUCUGCGCGCAAGACCAGAGGGAUCCGAGAUGCAGUACGCCCUGAAGCGCCUCAUCACUGGACUCGGGAUGGGGCGAGAAACUGCCCGGCCCUGCUACAGUAUGGCCUUGGCCCAGCUAUUACAGUCUUUUGAGGACAUCCCUUUGUGCAGCAUCCUACAGCAGAUACAAGAGAAACAUGACCUGCAGAAAGUUAAGAAGGUGAUGAUGAGACCUGCUCUUUUUGCAAACCUGUUCGGGGUGCUAGCCCUCUUUCAGUCAGGCAGACUGGUGAAGGACUCAGAGGCACUGAUGAAGUCCGUGAAGCUGCUGCAGGUCCUGGCCCAACACUACAACCACUUGCAUGAGCAGCCGCAUAAGGCCCUGGUGGACAUCCUCUCCGAGGUCCCGGACACCAUGUUGCAGAAGGUCCUGCCUAGGGUUCUCAAGGCCGACUUGAAUUCGGUACUUGGCACCCCUGAGCAUCUGGAGAUCUUCCUCUUGGCCCAGCAGAAAGUGCCCGCGAAGCUCAAGCAGCUCAUGGGACCGGUCAACCUAUUCUCAGAUGAGAAUAUCCCCAGACUGGUGAAUGUGCUAAAGAUGGCUGCCACCUCUGUGAAGAAGGAGCGCAGGCUGCCCGCUGUGGCUCUGGAUCUUCUCCGCCUGGCGCUUCAGGAAAACAAGUUCCUGCGGUUCUGGAAGGAAGUUGUGGAACAAGGGCUACUGAAAAAGCAGUUCUGGCCGGCCAGCUACCUGUGUUUCCGCCUGCUGGGUGCAUCCUUGCCCCUGCUAUCCAAGGAACAGCUGCAGCUGGUGAUGCGGGGAGACCUGAUCCGACAUUAUGGGGAACACAUGGUCACUGCUAAGUUCCCAAGUCAGUUCAAGUUUGCUCCAGAGAUGAAUGAGUACGUUGGAACCUUCCUAGAAGGCAGCCAGGAUGACCCCGAGAGGCAGUUGGCCGUGGUGGUGGCCUUCACAUCCGUCACCAACCAGGGCCUUCCCAUUGUGCCUACCUUCUGGCGGGUUGUGCGGUUCCUGAGUGGCCCUGCCCUCAAGGGCUAUGUCGCCUGGCUGCGGGACAUGUUUCUCCAGCCUGACUUGGAUGCCUUGGUGGACUUCAGCACUGGCAAUCAGAAGAAAGCACAGGAUGCUUCGCUCCAUGGGCCUGAGCGAGCUGUGUUCCGGCUACGGAAGUGGAUCAUCCUCCGCUUGGUCAGCAUCGUGGACAGCUUGCACCUGGAGAAGGAGGAAGCCUUGAUUGAGGAGGUGGCCAGGUUUUGUUUCUUCCACUCAUUCUUUGAAACAAAGAAGCCCACAUCCCAGAUCCCGGAAACAGAGCAGCGGUUCUCCUUUCCUUUGGAGGGCCGGGUCCGAGAGGUGGUUGGCAAUGCCUUCUUCAGCCUGCUGCAGACUCUCAGCACACAGUUUAAGCAGAUGCCAGAGCAGACCCAGGACAGGCAGCCCUGGACCUACCGCCUGGUACAGUUUGCAGACAUGCUGUUGAACCACAGCCGCAACGUGGCCCCCCUGACACCCUUCACUACACAGCAGCGCCAGGCCUGGGACCGGAUGCUACAGACUCUGAAGGAACUGGAGGCUCGCUCCUCAGAGGCCAAGGCCAAGGUCACUGCCUUUCAGCACUUGCUACUCCUGGUGGGCAUCCACCUCUUCAAGUCCCCCACAGAGAGCUGCGACCUCCUGGGUGACAUCCAGACCUGCAUCAAGAAAAGCCUGGGGGAGAAGACCCGCCGGACCCGCUCCAAGGCCGCCAACCCCCAGGAGCCGCCAUGGGUGGAAGUGCUGGUGGAGGUCCUCCUGGCCCUCCUGGCGCAGCCCAGCCAUUUGAUUCGCCAAGUGGCCCGGAGUGUGUUUAGCCACAUCUGCUCCCACCUGACUCCACGUGCUCUGCAGCUAAUCCUGGAUGUGCUGAACCCCGAGCAGAGCCAGGAUGAGGAUGACAACGUGGUGAUCAUGGACGAUUCCAAGAAGCAGCUAGAGGAUGAGGAGGACAAGAGCUCGGAGGGCGAGAACAACAAGAACUCUGAGAGUGAGGAGGAGAGCACCGAGGAGGAGAGUGACGAGGAGGAUCGGGACGGGGAUGUAGACCCUGGCUUCCGGGAGCAGCUGAUGGCGGUGCUGCAGGCAGGGAAGGCACUGGGUGGAGCGGGUGACGACGAGGACGAUGAGCUGGAUGAUGAGGCCAUGAUGGCUCUGGACCAGAACCUCGCUGGCCUCUUUGCUGAGCAGAAGCUGCGCAUCCAGGCGCGGAAGGACGAGAAGAACAAGCUACAGAAGGAGAAGGCGCUCCGGCGGGACUUCCAGAUCAGGGUCCUGGACCUGAUAGAAGUGCUGGUGACCAAGCAGCCCGAGAACCCCCUGGUCCUGGAGCUGCUCGAGCCACUGCUGAACAUCAUCCGUCGCAGCAUGCGCACCAGCAGCACCAAGCAGGAGCAGGACCUCCUGCAUAAGACAGCCCGCAUCUUCACACACCACCUGUGUCGCUCCCGGCAUUACUGCCGUGACGUGGGCAACAGCCUGGAGACUCUGUAUGCCCAGGUGGAGCGGCUGGUGCAGCAGGCCAGCCACCAAGCCGACUCCUCUGUCUCCCUCUACUACUUCAACGCCUCUCUCUACCUGCUCCGGGUCUUGAAGGGUAACACUGCUGAAAAGUCCACCCACCAGACCCAGAAGAAGGAGAAAGCAGGUGCUAACACCAGCACCAAGCCCAAGGGCCCCGAGGUGGCCCAGGCAGCCAGCUGCUUAGAUUUGAACCUCGUGACCCCGAUCUACUCAUCCACGCUGAGCUCCUUCCUGACUAAGCGCAACAGCCCUCUCACCGUUCCCAUGUUCCUCAGCCUCUUCUCCCGGCACCCGAUGCUCUGUAAGAACCUGCUCCCCGUUGUGAUCCAGCACGUGACAGGCCAGACACGGCCUCGCCAUCAGGCGCAGGCCUGCCUGCUGCUCCAGAAGGCCCUACCUGUUCGGGAGCUGAGACUGUGCUUUGAGGACCCCGAGUGGGAACAGCUGAUUGGCCAGAUCCUGGCAAAGGUCACAGAGAACUUUCAGGCACUGGGCGAAGCGCAGACCAAGUCGGAGCAACUGAAGGAGCGGUCCUCCUUGGAGCUGCUCAACACUGUUCUACGGAUUGUUCAUCAUGAGAAGAUGACCGUGGACCUGACAGCCGUCCAGGGCAUGCUGCAGAGCCAGCAGUCAAAGCUGCAGCACAGGGUGCAGCAGCGCGAACACUCGGCCGGGUCCAGCCGCCUCUACGACCUCUACUGGCAGGCCAUGAGGGUCCUCGGGGUCCAGCGCCCCAAGUCGGAGAAGAAGGAUGCCAAGGAAGUCUCCACUGCCAUGCAAAGCCCCGUUAGCACAAAACGGAAGAAAAAGGGAUUCUUGCCAGAGACCAAGAAGCGCAAAAAACGCAAGUCAGAGGACACCGCACAAAAGGAUGCGCAGCCUGCGGCCACCAGUGGGGACCAGCCCCCCAGCGCAGGCAAGAAGAGGAAAAGGAAGAAGGCUAAGGUCGAAACCCAGGCCCAGGUGAAUGGGACCCCUGUAGCCAAGAGCGCUGCCAAGAGUCUGGCCCCAGAGCCCCCUGCCUCGAGCCCCAGCACCCCUGCCAAGACCCCAAAACUACAGAAGAAAAACCAGAAGCUGUCCAAGGUGAAUGGAGCCCCUCCCGUGUCUCCCACGGAGCCUGCUAGCAAAAAGCAGCACCAGAAGGAGCUGCCCAAAAAGGGGGUCUCAGGCAAAUCGCCCCAGUUGGUGCUGCCACGGAAAAAGGCAAGAUUGUCUUUGGCCAGCAGGAGCCCCAGCCUCCUGCUCCAGAGCGGGGCCAAGAGAAAGAAAGCACAGCUGAGGAAGGGGGCAAAGUCCUGAGCGCGGACCCUCUUCCCUCCGCCCCUCCCUGUCAGCCCUAGAGACCCCUAUUUUUUCACCAGGAUUUUAAUAAACAAGCCACUGUGUGAGGUACUGCCGUCUGGCACUGGGGCGGAGGCCCUGCUGCCAGCCUGCCUGCAGGGCCCCCUG
This is a messenger RNA of Phyllostomus discolor (pale spear-nosed bat), 4248 nucleotides long. RefSeq names its product MYB binding protein 1a (gene MYBBP1A). The coding region runs from base 61 to 4098 and encodes 1345 amino acids. The record is from RefSeq and is a predicted model, not a curated record. Gene Ontology annotation, cellular component: nucleolus. Lineage: Eukaryota; Metazoa; Chordata; Mammalia; Chiroptera; Phyllostomidae. The transcript is spliced from 26 exons. Gene Ontology annotation, biological process: regulation of DNA-templated transcription. Gene Ontology annotation, molecular function: transcription corepressor activity; sequence-specific DNA binding; transcription factor binding.